Molecule: messenger RNA, 1365 nt
Organism: Iphiclides podalirius (scarce swallowtail)
Lineage: Eukaryota; Metazoa; Arthropoda; Insecta; Lepidoptera; Papilionidae
Source: the annotation of a GenBank genome assembly
AUGAGCGAGGCGCUUAGAAGCGGGGCGGGCGCGGAUUUGCCGCAUUUGCCGCCAUUCUCCACUUUCGGCGACAUGGCCGAAAACGAGCAGAGGAUCCUGACGGCGGACGGGCGGCUCCUGGACCCAGGGUGGGAGUACUACGAGCGGACAGGCGAUUCGGUCUCGGUCAUCGCCAGCCAGCCGCAGUAUCGGCCGUGGGAGUCAAUGCCCAUCACGGUCAACUCGAAGGACGCGAUCCUACGCGCGGGCUUCUCUUCACCACUCGACACGUACCAGUCGGUCACGCUGCAGCCGAUACCGAACAAGCUGCCGUCCUUUCAGAGCCAGUUCCAGACUUUCCCCGAGACGACCGUCAUACCGGAGACGGGGCUGCCGAGCGUGACCCCAGUGCCGGUGACCGCCAGCCCCACGCCGAGCGCGAGUCCUAGUCAGUUAACACAGCUCACGCAACUCACUACGGCGUCGUCACCGCACCUGACAACGCUCGCUCAGGUCACCCCGCUCUCGACCACCCUCACCACACUGUCGCCAGUCAACGCGACAACAUUCCACACGCUGACAGCGGUGAACGCCAGAAGCUACCCAAUCGUACCAGCGCCGCUGCAGGCCAGAGAACUCGCCCCGGCGGGUCAGGCGUAUAUAGACGACCGACACAUCCAGCUGUAUCAGCCAAACAUUGCAACGAUCAACGCAUUCCCAACCCAAAAUGGCAUCCUCCACCAGAACGGGACGCUGCUCCAUCAGAACGGGAGCCUGAUACAGAACAUCCAGAGCCCGACAGUGGUCCACGUGCUGAAGAACGAGCCGUUCGACAUGAAAUCGCUGCAGGACAAGUACACGCCGAACGGCCUCCACCACACCAACUUCCAGAACCCAAUGCUGCUGGACAACGGGUACGAUAAGAAGUCGAACGGUUUCGGGAGCGCGUCCUCGCCGACGAGGUCGGACUUCCGGAAGAAGGAGCGACGGAAAAUGCGCGCGAACAGCUCAGAGUCUGACGGGUCCAAUAUGGAGGUGGGCUCGGAGAGUAGUGGUCAGGUCGCGGCCAUUUCCUCUACGGCGGGCUUCAAGUCUCCGAUGCACGGAGCCCCGCCCAUGACGACCGGACCCAUGGAGUUGGACGACAUAUCCAGCGAGAAACAGUGCUUCCCGUCGCAGACUAAGAAGAAGCGGAAGCGAUGCGGGGAGUGCAUCGGUUGCCAGCGAAAGGACAACUGCGGAGACUGCGCGCCCUGCCGCAACGACAAGUCCCACCAGAUCUGCAAACAGCGGCGGUGCGAAAAGCUCACCGAGAAAAAGAUUACCGCCAUCUUGUCCUGCCGUGCCGACAUGGUGUUCCGCGGAAUUGUAAAAUGGCCGCGGAAG